This is a messenger RNA of Lachancea thermotolerans CBS 6340, 747 nucleotides long. RefSeq names its product DNA-directed RNA polymerase III subunit C37 (gene RPC37). The transcript has a single exon. NCBI's taxonomy places the organism in Eukaryota, Fungi, Ascomycota, Saccharomycetes, Saccharomycetales, Saccharomycetaceae. The record is from RefSeq and is a predicted model, not a curated record. Gene Ontology annotation, biological process: DNA-templated transcription. Gene Ontology annotation, cellular component: nucleus; RNA polymerase III complex. The coding region runs from base 1 to 747 and encodes 248 amino acids.
AUGUCUGAGCAAAUUGAAAAUCAGCUCUUUGUGACUGAAGAUAGUGGUGAUGUGGUUAUGGAGGAUGCCAACCUUCAAGAGAGCGAGGAGGGCGAUCCAAUAGUUCGUGAAAUACCUAUAAACCUAACUAAUGGCCCUUUCCCUCUCCAUAUCCUCCAGUAUCCAAAUAAGCCCAAGAAGAAUGGAAACGACCCAGUCCUACACCCACCUGUUAGCCAGGUUCGCUACAAAUCAAAAUCUUCACUUUGGGAAUUGGACGUACCUGUCAAUACAGAGAUUUUCUACGACAAGAAUCGUGCAGAGGAUGAAUGGGAUUCAGUUGCUCAACAGACGCUGAAGGGCGUUGGCGUCCAAACAGAAGGGCAGUAUGUUGGUAUGGUAGUUGAUGAAGAGGUGUACCUACUUCCUGUACAGGCCGUGGCUCAAAUGAGACCAUUUUUCAAAUACAUCGACACUGUUGCUCAGUCAAAGCGUGAAAACGAGGCGAGGGGUGCACAACCAAGUAACCCUGCCGCAAGGAGGGCCCAGGUAGUCACCAUGUCCGUAAAAAGCAGUAGUGAGGCCAACCAACCUAGACUUGGUGGUGCGUUGCUAGCACACAAGGUCGCGGAUGAGGAGCCGCCUCAAGACCUCGAAUGGAUCGAGGGCACUUUUAACCAAUUUCGCGAAAGCGUAAUCACCGAGGACUCCAGAACAAUGAUGCUGCCGCUAGGGGACGAAAACGACUAUUUAUCAAAAGCUAUGUAG